AUGGACCAAUUCAGAAACCUGAGUUGUCAGCUCAUCCACUGUGGCAAGAAGGCCAAGCACUACGUAACGUAUGAUGCUAUAUAUGUGUGCGGGUGUUGCAAGAAGCUAAAGUACUUCGAUGGAGAGACAGUUCCGCUUGUCGACCCUGAAGAAAUCCAGAAAUCUUUAGACUACGUCAAAUUCAACCUUGAAGGAAUAAAUGAACCCGGAUUUAAUGACAGAUGGGAUGGACUCCAAGACUUUAUUGACAACUUCGAACAAAGAGUAGUCCAAGGUGAAGCAAGGCUCAAAGAGUUGGUAGACAACCUACUUUGGACAAAGAUGCAGGAACUUGAAACCCAAAUUGAUUCUCUUGUUCAGGAGUUCAAUUCUAGCGAAUUAUUCAGGACAUUCCUUCAUUAUAUCAAUGCGGAGAACAUUAGACAGAGAGCCAAUGGGAUCCUUCCAAGUGAGAUGGCAAUCAAGGAGAACAACCAGCUCAGAAGACAACUUGAAAAGAUGGUUAGAGAAAAGGUUGAACUUCAAAGAAACUGUAGGGACAGAUUGACAGAGCAAGAAAAUAUCAAUGAUGAACUUGUGAGACAGAGAGACCAACUGGCUAAUGACCUAGAGAUCUCUCAAGCCAGAGUCCAAGAACUUGAAACUGUACAACAAAGAGUCAAUGAGCUUGAGAACACGAAUGCUGAGCUUGAUAGAAGCCUUGUGAGACAUCAAACUGAAAGACAAGAACACAUCACCCAGAUUGACCAUCUAAAGAACAUCUAUGAUAAGCUUACCCAGAAUAUUUCAAAAGAAGUAGAUGCUCUUAAAAAGACUCAAAAGAAAAACCAUAAAGCCACCACACAAAAUAUACAAACACUUAAAGAAAAUAUUCAAGCUGAUCAAGCUAAAUUGAAAGAAGAAUUCAAAGCAUCUCAAGAAGAAACCAAAGAAUCAGAAGAUAAUUCUCCUCCAAAAAAGAAGUCUCUUCUGGAAGCAGAGAUGGAGAAAAACCCUAAAUGUCGCGAAUUUGCGAAGAAGAUGGCUUCUUCUAAAAGUUUUAAUUUUGAUUUGAGAAAUAAAGUGGGCCUGAAAGUUAUGGAAUUAGCGGAUGCGAAGGAAUUAUCACAUUUGGAAGAAAUUAGAUUGGUUAAUGUUGGCUGAGUUGAUGAAAAAACUUUCCAUAACUUCACUUCCAAAAUCCCGCACGGCCUCAAAGAUUUAGCGUUAAACUUUUCCCCAAAUGGGUACUCCGCUGGAAGUAUAACUGCAUACCUACCUUCGAUCCUUCCCCUCCAGUCCAAACUUACUGGAAAAAUAUGUUUUGACUGAACCAAGAUUUCUGAGUCAGAGGAGGCACAGAUCGGAAAGGCUUUCAAGCACAUUAAGGUUGAAUACUAUAAUCCUAUCAACGUAGACUCAGAUUAUUAGUGGAAGAGAAAGUAGAGAUUGCUAAGGGUUCAACUGUGA
Molecule: messenger RNA, 1449 nt
Organism: Moneuplotes crassus
Lineage: Eukaryota; Ciliophora; Spirotrichea; Euplotida; Euplotidae
Source: the annotation of a GenBank genome assembly